Lycium barbarum (goji berry) is the source of this 1155-nucleotide messenger RNA. Its product is annotated as protein FAR1-RELATED SEQUENCE 5-like. The transcript has a single exon. The coding region runs from base 1 to 1155 and encodes 384 amino acids. The record is from RefSeq and is a predicted model, not a curated record. NCBI's taxonomy places the organism in Eukaryota, Viridiplantae, Streptophyta, Magnoliopsida, Solanales, Solanaceae.
AUGAAUGAAGAUAGUGAGUUCAAUGAUUCAGUUGGGAGUCACAAUGGCGGGGAAGAUACACACAUGGAUGGACAAGCUGAAGAGACUUCUGUUUAUAGUUGCGAAUCGGAGGAAGUGUACUCUGAUGAGCAAAUAUUAGCAGGUCCAAUAACAGGUAUGUUUUUCAAAUCUGCUGAAUUGGUGUUCCGUUUCUAUAAAAGGCAUGUCAAAAUGAGAGGCUUUUAUGUGUUGAAAACAACACUUUCUAAGAAUUAUGCUCUUUUUGUUUGUGACAAGUCUAGAAAACCAACUAAUCCAAAACACACUAAGAGGAUUGGAUGCGAGGCAAGAGUUAAUGCCGCUUUGAAGCGAGAUGGUUCAUGGAUUGUCACUAAGGUGUGUAGAGACCAUAAUCCUAAAUUGGACUCUAGCCUGUCGCGGCAGAUGGCUGGACACAGAUAUAUUGGUAAAUCUGUGAAGAGGAUUCUUGAAGCUAAUGACAGAGCUGGCUUAAGACCUUGCAAGAGCGUGAGACUUUUAGAGGUUCAAUCUGGUGGGCCAGAAAAUAUGGGUUGUAUCCCAAAAGACUGUAGAAAUUAUGUUGAACAACAGAGGUUGCAAAUGCUAGGAGGUGAUGCAAACGCUUUAUGCCAGUUCUUUAGUGACAUGCAGACAAACGAUAAUGAAUUUUACUACUCCAUGGAUAUGGAUGGUGCUGGUAGGAUUCAGAGCGUCGUAUGGGUUCACUCACACAGUAAAUAUGCAUACAAGGAGUUCGGUGACCUAAUAUGCUUCGAUACAACUUAUUUUGUGAAUAUGUAUAACAUGCCAUUUGCUUCUUUUGUUGGUAUUAAUCAUCACGGCCAGUCUAUUCAUUUGGGAUGUGCUCUUUUUACAAGUGAGGAUGCUGAACAAUACAAAAUUAUUUUCAGCAAAUGGAAAAAAUCCAUGAAUAACGUUGCUCCAAAGGCUAUCUGGACUGACCAAUGUGAAAGCAUUAAUGUAGGUGUUAGUGUGGUGUUUGAAUACACAGUUCACAGAUAUUGUAUUUGGCACAUAUUCACUAAGUUACCUAUGGGUCUAAAGGUGACAGAUGGUGGAUAUAAAACGGUGAAGAAUGAAUUCAAGAGCAUUGUCCUUGGUAGCAUUACCAUUGAAGAGUUCGAGCAUAGGUAG